GGUGGAAGAACAAACUACACUUCAAUUAUCACUCCUCAUAUCGUGGGACAUUCACGACUCUUUUCAAUCAGGACAAUCACAAGCCAGCCAGAAAUCGAUCCACGACCGACUCCUACCCCGAACGAUCCACCAAGGUUCUGCCCAUCAUGGUGCAAGUCAAGCAAAAGGCCGCAUUGAUCUGCAUCGACGGCUGGGGUAUUCCAGUCAUCUCCUCCGAUCCCCAGGGCAAUGCAAUCCUCAACGCCGAGACGCCGUGGAUGGACGAGUUCGCGACCGUAGGCAGCAAAAUUACAUCCGGAUACACCGAGCUCGAGGCUUCCUCCCUCGCCGUCGGUCUGCCCGAGGGAUUAAUGGGAAACAGUGAAGUCGGACACUUGAACAUCGGAGCUGGACGAGUGGUCUGGCAAGAUGUCGUCCGUAUCGAUCAGACGAUCAAGAAGGGCGAGAUGAACAAGGUGGAGAACAUUGUCAAGAGCUUCACGCGUGCCAAAGAGGGCAAUGGCAGACUGCACCUCUGCGGACUGGUCAGUGACGGUGGAGUGCACUCUCAUAUCAACCACCUCAAGAACCUGCUCAAGGUCGCAAAAGAGAUCGGCGUACCAGAGGUAUACAUCCACUUCUUCGGCGAUGGCCGAGACACCGACCCAAAGUCCGGCAAAGGCCACCUCGAAGAUCUGCUCGCUUUCACCAAGGAGCAGAGCAUUGGUAAAUUGGCCACCAUAGUCGGUCGCUACUACGUGAUGGACCGCGACAAGCGAUGGGAGCGUGUCGAGCUCGGCCUCAAGGGCAUGGUCACAGGUGAGGGCGAGGAGUCCUCUGACCCAGUAGCCACUUUCCAAGCACGCUACGAUGCCGGCGAGAAUGACGAGUUCUUGAAGCCCAUCAUCAUCAACGGCAAGGAGGGUCGCAUCUCCGACAAGGACACUGUUUUCUUCUUCAACUACCGCUCCGACCGCGUUCGCGAGGUUGUGCAACUUCUCGGCGACCAGGACCGCUCUCCUCGUCCAGACUUCCCCUACCCAUCCGACAUUCACCUCACCACCAUGACCCGGUACAAGACGGACUUCAACCUUCCCAUCGCUUUCGCUCCGGUGUCCAUGGACAAUGUUCUCGCUGACUGGUUGGGCCAACACGAUGUGAAGCAGGUUCACAUCGCGGAGACCGAGAAGUUCGCCCACGUCACUUUCUUCUUCAAUGGCGGUCAAGAGACACAGUACCCUGGCGAAGAACGUGACCUGAUUCCUUCUCCCAAGGGUGUGGCGACCUACGACCUCGAACCAAAGAUGUCCGCCAUGGGUGUUGCCGAGAAGAUGGCCGAGCGUAUCGCCGCGGGCGAACACGAGUUCAUCAUGAACAACUUCGCGCCACCAGACAUGGUAGGCCACACAGGUGUAUACGAUGCUGCGGUAAUUGCAUGUGGUGAGACGGAUAAGGCGAUUGGAGUGGUCUACGAGGCUUGCAAGAAGCACGGAUACACGCUGUUCAUCACCGCGGAUCACGGCAAUGCGGAGGAGAUGUUGACAGAGGAGAAGACGCCGAAGACAAGUCAUACGACGAAUAAGGUGCCUUUCGUCAUGGCAAAUGCGCCGGAGGGCUGGAGUUUGAAGAGGACGGAUGGCGUGCUGGGAGAUGUGGCGCCGACGAUACUGGCGUGUAUGGGAUUGGAGCAACCGAAGGAGAUGACCGGAACGAGUUUGUUGGUCAAGAAAUAA
Messenger RNA from Zymoseptoria tritici IPO323, 1712 nucleotides. It is a transcript of the gene GPM2, whose product is annotated as phosphoglycerate mutase 2. The transcript has a single exon. Gene Ontology annotation, molecular function: manganese ion binding. Gene Ontology annotation, biological process: glucose catabolic process. NCBI's taxonomy places the organism in Eukaryota, Fungi, Ascomycota, Dothideomycetes, Mycosphaerellales, Mycosphaerellaceae. The coding region runs from base 147 to 1712 and encodes 521 amino acids. The record is from RefSeq and is a predicted model, not a curated record. Gene Ontology annotation, cellular component: cytoplasm.